Molecule: messenger RNA, 3159 nt
Organism: Rotaria sp. Silwood2
Lineage: Eukaryota; Metazoa; Rotifera; Eurotatoria; Philodinida; Philodinidae
Source: the annotation of a GenBank genome assembly
AUGGAUACGAAUAACAGUAACACAUCGAUUAGUAAAACAAGUUUAGCUGAUUCAUGUUCAGGUGAACGUUAUUGGUUUGCUUUUCUUUUGUCAAGUCUUGCAACAUUUCUUAUUGGUGUCAUUGCUAUUCUCCUUUGGCGUUGUGGUGCUUUAAUUUAUAAACGUGGACCAACAAUAAGACAUCGAUCACUACGGUUAGUAUCAAAUCCUGACAAACAAGAAAUAUCAUAUUCAUUUGAUGCAAUUAAUGAACGUAAUUGGGCAACAAUAAUCAAAGAAUAUGCAGCUAAACUAAUAUCUGGUCAACAAAUGCCUGGAAAAAUUCUUGUUAUUGCUGUGGUUAUCUUAAGUUUAGCUUCGUUAUUUAUUUAUUUCUAUGAUGUAAACACACAACCAAUUGAAUCAUGUCAAUUAUGGUCACAAAGUCCAACACAACAAAUCGAUUUAGUCUUUAAUAUUUUUUUUCUUUUCUAUUUUUUUCUUCGAUUUAUUGCUGCACAAGAUAAACUUCGAUUUUGGUGUUUGGAUAUUCAUUCAUGGGUUGAUUAUUUUACUAUUCCACCAUCAUUUACUGCUAUUGUUCUUGGCCGAAAUUGGAUUGGAAUGCGAUUCUUUCGUAUUGCACGAAUUAUGAAUAUUCCUGACAUACUUCAAUUUUUACACAUACUCCGUAGUAGUAAUUCAAUUCGAUUAACACGCGUAUUAUGUCUUCUUUUUACUGUAUGGUUAUCAGCAGCUGGUUUUGUGCAUUUGACGACCGGUCAAUGUUUUAUAAUAUUCUUCAUAACUGGUGGUCUCGCACUAUUUGCUCGUGCUAUACCAGAAUUAGCAGAAAUGUUAUCAAAUAAAAAAAAAUACGCUGGAAAUUAUAGAUUAGAAGAUGGCAAAAAAUUUGUUCUUGUUUGUGGUCAUAUUACAUUUACAUCAAUGGAAAAUUUUCUUAAAGAUUUUUUACAUGAAGAUCGUGUUAGUUCAGAUAGUUUUUAUGAUGCUGAUGUACUUAUUGUUGAUAAAAAACAUACAGUUGAUUUUGAAUUUCAAGCAUUACUUAAACGUCAUUUUACACGUGUAAAAUAUUUUGAUGCUACUGUUAUGGAUCCUGUUGAUUUAGAACGAGUUAAAAUAAAACGAUCUGCAGCUGUUUUAAUCUUAGCAAAUAAAGAUGCUAUUGAUCCUGAUGGUGAAGAUGCAAGUAAUAUUAUGCGUGUAAUUAGUAUUAAAAAUUAUCAUUCAGAAGCAAAAAUAAUCGUUCAACUUUUACAAUAUCAUAAUAAAAUGCAUUUAAUGAAUAUCCCAGCAUGGAAUAAUAAUACAGAUGAAGCUGUAUGUAUUGCUGAGUUAAAAUUAGGUUUAAUUGCUGAAAGUUGUCUUAAUCCAGGGUUUUCAACAAUGAUAGCUAAUAUUUUUGCAAUGCGGUCGGAUACAGAAAGUUCACGUAAUCGAUCUAUUUGGUUAAAAGAAUAUCUUCGAGGUGCUUCACUUGAAAUGUAUACAGAAACAUUAUCAACUUAUUUUGUACAUGAUUUAAAAAAUUUUAGUGAAGCUGCUAGAUUUUGUCUAGUUCAACUUAAUAUACUUUUAUUUGCUAUUGAAGUUUGUGAAGAAAGUGGUCAAAGAAGAUUAGCUAUUAAUCCUGAUCGAACAUCUAAAUAUUUUCGAAUUGCUAAACGAACAAGAGGAUUCUUUUUAGCUGGAAGUUCAGAAGAAGCAUCAAGAGCUCGUUAUUAUUGUCGUCAUUGUCAUUAUGAACAAAAACCUGAAUCUAUUCGUAAAUGUAUUCAUUAUCGCAUUGAAGAUACAUCUAGUGGCAUAAAAGCACGACGUGAAAUUUCAAGACCACGUUCUGAAAGUAUUACAACAUGUCAAUAUCCACCUAUUCAAUAUGCAGUAAAACCAUUUUGUUUUGAUACAACUGGAAUGUUUUAUUGGUGUCCAACACAAAAUUUAGAACAACAAUCAAUUGAUAUUCGAGUUAAAUGUGAAUUAUCACAUCAUGUUAUUUGUUGUAUAUUUGCUGAAGAAUCAUCACCUGUUAUUGGUUUACGUAGUUUUGUUAUGCCAUUACGUGCAUCAAAUUUUGAUGAAAAUGAACUUAAACCAAUUGUAUUUAUUGGUAAUAGUAUUUUUUUAAGAAAAGAAUGGAGACAUAUAUGUAACUUUCCAAAAGUUUAUGUUGUUGAUGGUUCACCAAAUGAUCGUGCUACAUUACGUGCUAUAAAUAUACAUUUAUGUGAUAUGUGUGUUAUAUUAUCAUCAUCAGCAUCACAUAAUGAUCAACGACAAGAUCGAUAUUUAACUGAUAAAGCAGCAAUACUUUGUUCGUUAAAUAUAAAAGCUAUGAGUUUUGAUACUGAAUGUACAUCAACAGAUAAACGUAAUGGAACAUCAAUUCCACUUAUAACAGAACUUAAAAAUGAUACAAAUGUUGUUUUUCUUGAUCAAGAUGAUGAUGAUGAUCCAAAUAUUGAUCUUUAUAUGACACAACCAUUUGCAUGUGGAACAUCAUUUGCUAUUAGUGUUUUAGAUUCAUUAAUGAGUGCAACUUAUUUUAAUGAAAAUGCUUUAACUAUUCUUCGAGCAUUAAUAACUGGAGGUGCAACGCCAGAAUUAGAAAAAAUCCUAGCCGAAGGUGCAGGUAUGACACAAGGUUCUAAUUCAAAAGAAGUAUUGAAUAAUCGACGACGACCACGUGUUGUUCUAUUACCUGUUGAAAAUCUUAUUAUUAAUGAAGCAUAUAAUACACAACAAAAUUCUUCUAUUGUGAUGGAUGCAUUUUGGGAUGAUAAUCCAACAUAUGGAGAUUUAUUUGUAAAUUUAUUAAUUCAUCGAGAUUGGCUAUGUCUUGGUCUUUAUCGUCUUCAUGAUAAUCCUUCUACUCGUCCGAUAUCACACUCAAAUAAACGUGUUGUUAUUUGUAGUCCGCCACGAGAAUUUCCUUUACUUAAAACUGAUUUAAUUUACGUGAUACAACAAUUUCAACCAAGAUAUGAUCCUCCAUUGAAUAUAGAACCAGAACCAAUUAAACCUAUUGAUGAUAAUAAACAAUCAAAUAUUGUACCUGAAGCACUGAAUACAGUCAUACACAUGCCAUAUACAAUAGUUACUAAAAUGACUCCGAUCACAGAUGACAUUACUAUAAAUGAUAAUGAUAAAAUAUAA